Molecule: messenger RNA, 3219 nt
Organism: Dothidotthia symphoricarpi CBS 119687
Lineage: Eukaryota; Fungi; Ascomycota; Dothideomycetes; Pleosporales; Dothidotthiaceae
Product: glycoside hydrolase family 47 protein
Exons: 3
Coding region: 201-3002 (933 amino acids)
Biological process (GO): N-glycan processing; carbohydrate metabolic process
Cellular component (GO): endoplasmic reticulum; Golgi membrane
Molecular function (GO): mannosyl-oligosaccharide 1,2-alpha-mannosidase activity; calcium ion binding
Source: RefSeq, a predicted model, not a curated record
CCUGAUACUCUUGUGUCCUGAUACUUGUGUCCUAGAACCUCCUCGCCGCAUUUGCGCGUUCCUUCUUCUCCUUCUUUCCUUCGUUUUUGCGCCGUCAGAUGGCAGUAACGUAGCCACCCAUCUCCGCCCUCCUUUGUCUUUACCUCGGCGACACCACCCAGCGCACGCGACAUCUUCAUUUUCACGCCGUUCAUUCAACCAUGUUCCGAUUCAGAAGAUACCGAGUCUUCUUGGCCUUCGCGUUUAUCACCGUUUUAGCAUUAUACAAGUUUGGGACGGCGUCUGGCACAUCAUGGAGGGAAGCUGCCUCGAGUGCGGCUGGCCAGUUUAAGAAGGAUUCUGGGGACGAGUCGCAGGUAGACUGGAAGCCCAAACCUCCGCCGCCCGUCGCGCAGGAGACAAGGAGAUUUGAGGUGGAUGUUCCUGCUGCGAACAGCCCUCUGUUCUUACAAACGCCGCCGCCUGUUGCGCCGAACACUCGUCUUACGGACAAGAAACCCGUUUCACCAUCGCCGAGUCCUGCUGUGACAGAGAAGGAGAUCCCAAGCAUACCUACGCUCAAGUCAGACCGGCCAUAUGGCAACGGCGCAAAUACUAUACCUCAAAUAUCAGAUGAACUCUCCUCAUCCAUCGAACCGAUUUAUUGGACGAAGCUACCUCAGGAUUUUCCCGUCCCCUCGCAAUCACUUAUUCGACUACCUUCUGGCAAACCGAAGUCAAUGCCCAAGAUACAGUUUGAUUUCCCACCCGAGGAUGCUACAGCAAAAGUGGACAGAGAGUCGAAGCUCGAUACAAUCAGAGACGUGUUCAAGAAGUCGUGGAAUGGAUACAGAGGACAGGCAUGGCUGCACGACGAACUCACGCCUGUAUCUGGAGGGUUCAAAGAUCCUUAUGCUGGUUGGGGUGCCACGCUGGUUGACAGUCUAGACACGUUAUGGAUCAUGGGCUUGAAGCAGGAAUUCGAGGAGGCAGUUAGGGCUCUCAACAAAAUCGACUUUACGACGAGUGCUAGUGCCGACAUCCCGUUGUUUGAGACAACGAUUCGAUACCUGGGAGGUCUCAUUGCAGCGUACGAUAUCAGCGGCAAGAAAUACGAGAAGCUGUUGGAGAAAGCCGUGGAGCUUGCGGAGGUUCUUAUAAGCGCUUUCGACACACCAAAUCGAAUGCCCGAGCUGUUCUACUACUGGAGACCCGAGUUUGCGUCGCAGAAGCAUCGCGCCAGCUCUCGUGUAGUCUUGUCAGAAAUUGGCUCAAUGUCUAUGGAAUUCACUCACCUGGCGCAGCUUACCGGGGAACACAAAUACUAUGAUGCGAUUGCGCGUAUCACAGACCUCCUUGAAGAAUUUCAACCUAACACAAGACUCCCUGGAAUGUGGCCUACAGAAUUGGAUGCCUCGGGUUGCAAGCCAAUUCACGUUGACAAGCCUAUCCAACAACCAUUAAGAGCGCCAGGAAAUGAACCAGCUGGCAAACAACCUGCCACUGUUGAGAGCCCAAAAGUAGCGGCCACCCCGACACCAACAGAGCAGCUCUCGCCAGAGGGUAAGAAGUAUAUUCCCUUGGACUUGCCUGAACCUGUUGUUCUCGCUCCGAACGGGCAGAAUCCGACCUGGGUGUCAUCGACAGAUGAAGAGACGGUUGGUCUUGGAGCGUCUGGAAAAGACAAGAUCACCAACGGUGACGCUUUGAAAAAACGGCAGAUCGAUGUUGGUAACCCAACCCCUGUCAAGACAACACCUCCUGCAUGUGUUUCACAGGGCUUCAGGUCAAUUUCCGAUUAUGGCCCUGAGGAGUACACGCUCGGCGGCAUGUCCGACUCUACGUACGAGUAUUUGUCCAAAGAGUGGCUGCUGCUUGGCGGCCUGGUCGACAAGUACCGCACCAUGUAUGAGCAGGCUAUGGAUGUAUUCACAGAAUAUCUCGUCUUCCGGCCAAUGCUUCCCAACGAGGACGAUAUUCUUUUCGCUGGAAAGCUACAUGUACCAGCACCCUCUGUAGAUGGCAGUUUCGCCGUAAAACUCGAAGGCGAAAGUGCCCAUCUCACAUGCUUUGCUGGUGGUUUGUUGGCUAUGGGCGCUAAGCUUUUCGAUCGACCAAAGGAUCUCGAAAUUGCAAACAGGUUGGUUGAAGGUUGCGUGUGGGGCUACAACAUGACACAGACUGGCAUCAUGCCCGAGGCUUUCGAGAGUAUAAUCUGCGAGAGCAAGACGAAAUGUGCCUGGAACGAAACACUUUACAAUGAGACUCUUGACCCUAGAGCUGAUUCUCGUCAAAAGAACUACGUGGAACAGGUGGAGUAUUACGAACAGCGGCUCGUAUCGGCUUCAUUAUGGUACGAAGAGCAGAUCGCUGCCAUGACAGCAACUCCUACACCAUCUGCACCCGCUGCCUUCGAAGCGCGCGCUACACAGAGUUCGAUCUUCGCCGACCUCGACAAGCGGCAACUCGCCGAUCUAGAAGAUGAUUAUGAACCUUCGGUUUUGUCUUCCACAACUGUGUCGUCCACAGUCGUGUCUUCCACGGUUCUGCCUUCCACAGUUUCGCCUUCUACGGACGUGCUUUCGCCGAGUCCGGCUCUGCCUGCCUUCCCAGUACUUUACAGCCCCAGCCCCCCGCUGAACCAUGAGGAUUACGUGGAGAACAAAAUCCAAGAAGAGCGCCUCCCACCCGGCGUAACGAAAAUCGUGCGUCGGGAGUACAUCCUCCGCCCUGAAGCCAUAGAGUCUGUAUGGUACAUGUACCGGAUCACUGGGUCCGCGCACUGGCGCGAAUCCGGCUGGCGCAUGUUCCUCGCCAUCAACGAGUAUACCAACGCCACGUAUGGUAACAGUGCGAUUGACGAUGUUACGAGGACUAAUCCUAUGCUGCUCGAUUCAGCCCAGUCUUUCUGGUUUUCCGAAACCCUCAAGUAUUUCUACUUGCUGUUUAGUGAGGAGGACGUUGUGAGUUUGGACGAAUGGGUGUUGAACACUGAGGCGCAUCCUUUUAGACGGCCUGAGUAAGGAGGCAAGGACUUGGGGAGGGAACUAUAUGUUUAGACGUUUUGAUCACAGACCAGUACGGGAUUGACGGAGUAGGGAUCGUCUUAAGGAGCAUGAGAUUUGGCUACGCUACGCAUUAUACCAUUCAAUGGAGUUUCGUUGUUUUGUUACAGUAUGCUUCCGUUUUAGCAUUGUUAUAGCAAGUGACAUCUAUACCCGCGCCGCGACAUGUUCGUUG